Aspergillus heteromorphus CBS 117.55 is the source of this 1233-nucleotide messenger RNA. Its product is annotated as purine-nucleoside phosphorylase. The transcript has a single exon. Gene Ontology annotation, cellular component: endoplasmic reticulum. The coding region runs from base 1 to 1233 and encodes 410 amino acids. NCBI's taxonomy places the organism in Eukaryota, Fungi, Ascomycota, Eurotiomycetes, Eurotiales, Aspergillaceae. The record is from RefSeq and is a predicted model, not a curated record. Gene Ontology annotation, biological process: transmembrane transport.
AUGCAGCUCCUUCAAUCCCUCUCCACGGGCCUGCUGCUCGCCAGCAGCUGCCUGUCCUCCCUGGCUGCUGCCCGUUCCAUCCCCGCGGCCAAGGGUCUCGCCGUGAGACAGACCCAGCCCGAGCAGAAGAUCACCCCCAAGGUCUUCAUCGUCUCCAUGUUCGAGCCUGAAGCCGAAAUCUGGUGGGGCAUCGACGAGUUCGACAUCCUGGCGCACAACAUCACCAUCCCCGGAGCGUCCCCUCUGUUCCCCGACGUGCACUGCACCGCCGACUACAGCAUCUGCCAGCUGGUCACCGGCGAGUCCGAGAUCAAUGCCGCUGUCACUGUCUCGUCCAUCGUCUUCAACCCCAUCUUCGACCUCACCCACACCUACUUCCUCAUCGCCGGUAUCGCCGGUGUCAACCCCGAGGAGACCACCAUCUGUAGUGUGACCUUCGCCCGCUACGCCGUCCAGGUCGCCCUGCAGUAUGAGAUCGACAUCCGCGAGAUGCCCGCCAACGCCACCACCGGCUACUUCCCCCAGGGCUCCUACUACCCCUGGCAGUACCCCGGCAGCAUCUACGGCACCGAGGUGUUCGAGGUGAACGACAACCUGCGCAAGCUGGCCGUCAGCUUCGCCAGCAACGCCACCCUGGCCGACAGCGAGGAGGCUCAGGCCUACCGCGCCAACUACGCGACCCCCGACGGCAUCUACGCCGCGGGCACCCGCGCCCCCUCCGUCGUCGAGUGCGACGUCGCCACUAGCGACGUCUACUACAGCGGCGUGAUCCUCGGUGAGACCUUCGGCAACUACACCUCGCUCCUGACCAACGGCACCGGCAACUACUGCGCCAGCGCCCAGGAGGACAACGCCACCCUGGAGGCCCUCCUCCGCGCGGCCAAGUUCAACAUCACCGACUUCAGCCGCGUCAUCGUCAUGCGCACCGCCUCCGACUUCGACCGUGAGUACCCCGGUCAGUCCGCCCGCGACAACCUCCUCUACGCCAGCACCGGCUCCUACGAGCCCUCCGUCGAGAACAUCUACCGCGCCGGUGUCAAGAUCGUCGAGGGUAUCCUCGCCGAGUGGAACUCCACCUUCGCUGCCGGCGUCAAGCCCAGCAACUACAUCGGUGACAUCUUCGGCACCCUGGGCGGCGAGCCCGACUUCGGUCCCGGCCACUACGAGUCCCUCGUCGACGCGGGUGUCCUCAAGAAGCGCGGUGUCGCCAAGCGCUCCAUGCGCCGCAACUAA